This is a messenger RNA of Cyphellophora europaea CBS 101466, 885 nucleotides long. RefSeq lists its product as uncharacterized. Bases 1 to 885 code for a protein of 294 amino acids. The record is from RefSeq and is a predicted model, not a curated record. The transcript is spliced from 2 exons. Gene Ontology annotation, cellular component: intracellular anatomical structure. Gene Ontology annotation, molecular function: oxidoreductase activity, acting on NAD(P)H, oxygen as acceptor. Lineage: Eukaryota; Fungi; Ascomycota; Eurotiomycetes; Chaetothyriales; Cyphellophoraceae.
AUGGACGAUGCCCUGAUCCAAGGUACAAGUCGCUUCAAGCACUACAAUACACAGGCACCAGACACCACUCGUAUAUUGCCACUGUUCUCGCUCAAGGGAAAGACUGCCAUUGUAGCAGGCGCCGGUGCGGGCAUUGGUCUGGCCGUCUGUCGAGGCUAUGCCGAAGCCGGAGCCAAUGUGAUCAUAUGGUACAACAGCAAUAAAGCGGCCGAAGAUCGUGCCCAGGAGAUAGAGGACGAGUUUGGCGUGCGCUGUCGUGCAUACUCGGUCGAUGUCACCAAUCCCGAAGCCGUCGACACCGCCAUCACCAGCCAGCUCAAAGACUUCAACGACCGCCUAGACAUCUUCGUCUACAACUCAGGUGUAGCAUGGACCAGCGGCGCCGCCAUCACCGGCAGCCUCGACAACUAUCGCAGCGUCAUGAAAGUCAACGUCGACGGUCUCUUCUACUGCGCCCGCGUCGCCGGCCGUAUCUGGCGCGAGCAGAAGCAGCGUCAGAAACAGUCCCAGGCCACGCCCCUCCCCAACUUCCGCGCGGGCAGCUUCAUCGCCACGGCCAGCAUGAGCGGCCACAUCGCCAACUUCCCGCAGCUGCAGACGGCCUACGACGCGUCCAAGGCGGCUGUCAAGCACAUGUGCCAGAACCUCGCGCUCGAGUGGGUGCAGUUUGCGCGCGUCAACAGCAUCAGUCCGGGCUACAUAGCCACCGAGUUGACGGACUUUGUGCCUACGGAGACGAAGGAGGUCUGGCGGUCGAUGAUACCCAUGGGGAGGGAGGGCGAGGUGGGCGAAUUGAAGGGACCGUAUCUGUUUUUGGCGAGUGAUGCGAGCUCGUACUGUACGGGGACGGACUUGCUGGUUGAUGGGGGAUAUUGUGCUCCUUGA